CAGGAUCGCGAAUCCACAAAAUUGAACCAGAUUAUACAGCAUUUUCAUUCGAAGGCUGCAUUGAUGAUUUGUUCGUCCCGCGCGAAUUUGCCCCAAGUCUAUAACAGAAACGGAGAUAUCAAGCAGAACAGAUGGUUCAACGUAAUACUCGACGACACUGAUGUGCUCCUCGACGACUUGCAACAUUGGAGAGGACCUGACUUAUCCGAGCAAAGACCGGUUCCACUUGUGAUUGAAGUAUACCUGGACACCUCGCACCUGUCGCAUAAUCAAGCACUCGUCGCCAUAGAUGACGCUGGAAAGCGCUGGGAUGUUGCCGAUGCUUUGGGAUCAUCCGCCGAGUCCAGUCCACGUCCUUCCAGAAACGGCGGACGCUUCUGCGAAGUUGUGCUCGAACGGUGGACAGUCGAGCUAGGUGAUGCAGAGGACUAUUCCAAGUCCGAGAUCAACGAUGCGCUUCCGAAUGUGUACAAGAAAGGAGUGGUUCUGUUUAGGUCGCUGUUCACACUUGCCCGCCUUCUGCCCGCCUGGAGGCUGCAUCGAAAGCUUACUAGGCAGCCCGGUAGCCACCAGGCGCUUCGCAUGAAAUUCCGCAUAAGACAGGGCCAUUCGACGUCUCGGCGAAAAGACUUACUCUACGCGCCACUUUCUCCUUCAGAACGCGAUGCGGGCUCAGUAGUGGAGCGUCAUCACAUCUCUCCUCUUCUUUGCCGCUCUGGGCCUUUGUCGAUAUUCGUGGAUUAUCGAACACAUUGCGAAUUCAGCGUCGCGGACGCAGAGGCACUGCUGAGCUCUCGAUUUCUAGGACUGGACGCAGGAGUUCCUACAGUUCCGGUGGGGAGAUCGCUCCCUGGAGCACACAGCGAGCAAUCCCGCGUGCGAUACAGCAGCCUGGCGGGACAUACUAGUCAGCAGACCGCCCGUGUCGGAGCUUACGGCAGUCUCGGUACCUUCCACG
Molecule: messenger RNA, 958 nt
Organism: Zymoseptoria tritici IPO323
Lineage: Eukaryota; Fungi; Ascomycota; Dothideomycetes; Mycosphaerellales; Mycosphaerellaceae
Exons: 3
Biological process (GO): mitophagy; protein localization to phagophore assembly site; piecemeal microautophagy of the nucleus
Cellular component (GO): Atg1/ULK1 kinase complex; phagophore assembly site; extrinsic component of membrane
Source: RefSeq, a predicted model, not a curated record